AUGGCUUUAGCUGUUACUUCUUCCUCAACCGCGAUCUCUGGAUCGAGUUUCUCUCGCUCCGGAGCUUCUUCUGAUCCUAAAGCUCUUCAAAUCUGCUCGCUUAGAUUAUCCGAUCGAAUCCAUGUCGCUACUCUGUCUCAGAGACGUUACUCUGUGAGAUCCGAGUCGCAUUCACGCAGCGAAGCUUUCGUUGCUCGAGCUUCAACUCUAAUUGCUCCUGAAGUUGAAGAGAAAGAAGGAGACGUUGAGGAUUUCGAGCAGCUCGCGAAGAAGCUCGAAGAUGCUUCUCCACUUGAAAUCAUGGACAAAGCUCUCGAGAAAUUCGGAAACGACAUCGCAAUCGCUUUCAGUGGUGCUGAAGAUGUUGCGUUGAUCGAGUACGCUAAAUUAACAGGAAGGUCCUUUAGGGUUUUCAGCUUAGACACAGGGAGGCUAAACCCAGAAACGUACAGACUCUUCGACGCAGUCGAGAAGCACUACGGGAUCCGAAUCGAGUACAUGUUCCCGGACGCAGUCGAGGUCCAAGCGCUAGUGAGGAACAAAGGACUCUUCUCCUUCUACGAAGACGGUCAUCAAGAGUGUUGCCGUGUGAGGAAAGUAAGACCUCUCCGUCGUGCAUUAAAAGGUCUCAAAGCUUGGAUCACAGGACAGAGGAAAGACCAGUCCCCAGGGACAAGAUCCGAGAUCCCAAUCGUCCAGGUAGAUCCGGUUUUCGAAGGGUUAACCGGUGGCGCUGGGAGUCUUGUCAAGUGGAAUCCUUUAGCUAACGUUGAAGGUGUUGACGUGUGGACGUUCUUGAGAACGAUGGAUGUUCCCGUGAAUGCGUUGCACGCUCAGGGGUACGUGUCGAUCGGGUGCGAGCCGUGCACGAGAGCGGUGCUUCCAGGUCAGCACGAGAGAGAAGGAAGGUGGUGGUGGGAAGAUGCUAAGGCUAAAGAAUGUGGCUUGCACAAAGGGAACAUCAAGGAGGGAGAAGAUGGUGGUGCUGCUGAUUUAACACCUGUGGUUGUUCAAGAGAUAUUUGAAAGCAGCAAUGUGGUUACACUGAGCAGAGGAGGGAUUGAGAACUUGAUGAAGUUAGGUAACCGGAAAGAGCCGUGGCUGGUUGUGCUUUACGCGCCGUGGUGUCCGUUUUGUCAGGCGAUGGAGGCGUCGUACGUUGAGUUGGCUGAGAGAUUGGCGGUGAAAGGGGUUAAGGUGGCGAAGUUUAGAGCGGACGGUGACCAGAAGGAGUUUGCUAAGCAGGAGCUUCAGUUGGGGAGCUUUCCGACGAUACUUUUGUUUCCGAAAACGGCUCCGAGGGCGAUUAAGUACCCGUCGGAGCAUAGAGAUGUGGAUUCGCUUAUGUCGUUUGUGAAUCUUCUCCGGUGA
Microthlaspi erraticum is the source of this 1371-nucleotide messenger RNA. The record is from the annotation of a GenBank genome assembly. Lineage: Eukaryota; Viridiplantae; Streptophyta; Magnoliopsida; Brassicales; Brassicaceae.